Molecule: messenger RNA, 787 nt
Organism: Gekko japonicus
Lineage: Eukaryota; Metazoa; Chordata; Lepidosauria; Squamata; Gekkonidae
Product: SH3 and PX domain-containing protein 2B-like
Exons: 7
Coding region: 179-787 (202 amino acids)
Biological process (GO): superoxide anion generation
Molecular function (GO): superoxide-generating NADPH oxidase activator activity; phosphatidylinositol binding
Source: RefSeq, a predicted model, not a curated record
AUUCUUUCCCAGCAGCGCGAUCUUUCUGCUCUGAAGUUUGCAGGCUUGUGCUAGGAGCUUUAGCUGUGUUGAAAGCUUGGCCGAAGGGGGUUCUUUGCUCCCCUUCCCACGCUGAGAUUUGCACAUUUCCCGCCACCCCCUUUUCCUUCUGGGGUGCGGGUUGCAGAGAACCAAAGCUAUGCCCCGGAAGAGUAUCUUGGAGGUGAAGGUGCUGGACGUGCAGAAGAGGCGAAUUCCCAACAAACAUUAUGUUUAUAUUAUCAAAGUCAUUUGGUCCAGUGGCUCUACAGAGGUCAUUUAUCGCCGGUACAGCAAGUUCUUUGACCUGCAGAUGCAAUUGUUGGACAAAUUUCCAAUGGAAGGCGGUCAGAAGGACCCUAAACAAAGGAUCAUUCCCUUUCUGCCAGGCAAGAUCCUGUUUCGUCGCAGUCACAUCCGUGAUGUUGCUAUCAAGCGCCUUAUUCCAAUUGAUGAGUACUGUAAGGCUCUGAUCCAGCUGCCUGGAUACAUCUCUCAGUGUGAUGAGGUUCUUCGCUUCUUUGAAACAAGACCAGAGGACUUAAAUCCCCCCAAAGAGGAUCCCAUCGGAAAGAAGAGAUCUGGCGAGUCAGGAGGCCAUGAGGGUAGAGAAGUCAGGUUGACGUGGGCUUGGCUGCGAGUUGUCACUGCCCCGCCCAGGUGGGAGGGGGUGAACACCAAAUCGAGAAUCACCUCCCUUUGGCUGUCGUGUUGGGGGAGGCGUGAGAGCACGUCAGUCAAUGAAUUUGCCGAGCCAGGGAAAUGGUGA